CAUGAUUUCAUUAAUAAUGUUAAAACGCUCCGUCUAUCGGGUUUCUCUCUCUCACUUGCACUUUCUUCACUGGCUUCACUCCUUUCACAUUCACUCUCCGUCACUGUCUGAGCUCUGCUGCUCAGAUCCAGGUUUCGAAGUUGGGAGUAGAUGAUGGAGGAAAUACAAUCUCAGUCAGACAAUUAUAGGUCAUCUUCUUCAUCUGCUAGUAGUCCCACUAGCAGGGUGCCCUCAAGUAACUUUUUCUACUUGCGGAAACCUGGUUCUCUAAGACAACCGAUAUCAUUUGAGGAUUCACCAGAGUGGGAAGAUACUGAUGCUGAUGUAAGGGUGGAGGAAGGGGUUGACUCUGUCAAUGUUGCGACCAUGCCGGCAUCCCCAUCUCUCUCAAAGUUCAAUAGUGGAUCCUUCCCAUCACCACCCUUACCAGAGGGUGCUGUUGUGGCAAGAAAGAUCAUGGGGGCUUCGGUUGUAUGGAAAGACUUGACGAUUACAAUAAAGGGCAAAAGAAAGUACUCCGAUAAGGUUGUGAAAAGCUCUAAUGGUUAUGCAUUGCCGGGGACAAUGACGGUAAUCAUGGGUCCUGCCAAAUCGGGGAAAUCCACACUACUAAGAGCUAUUGCAGGUAGAUUACAUCAUUCAGCCAAAGUAUAUGGUGAUGUUUUCGUGAAUGGGGCAAAAUCACGGAUGCCUUAUGGGUCAUAUGGAUAUGUUGAGAGAGAAACUACUUUUAUUGGAUCCCUCACUGUGCGAGAGUUCCUCUACUACUCUGCGCUCCUUCAACUUCCUGGUUUCUUCUGUCAGAAGAAGAGUGUAGUAGAGGAUGCCAUCUGCGCUAUGUCUUUAAGUGCUUAUGCAAACAAACUGAUAGGUGGGCAUUGUCAUAUGAAGGGGCUUCCCAAUGGUGAGAGAAGACGUGUCAGCAUUGCUCGGGAACUUGUGAUGAGGCCGCAUAUCUUGUUUAUUGAUGAGCCUCUUUAUCACCUUGACAGUGUUUCUGCACUCUUGAUGAUGGUUACUCUGAAGAAACUUGCUAGCACUGGGUGCACUCUUAUCUUUACUAUCUACCAGAGCAGCACAGAAGUAUUUGGGCUCUUUGACCGCAUCUGUCUGCUUUCAAAUGGAAAUACCUUAUUCUUUGGAGAAACAUUGGCUUGCUUGCAGCACUUCUCAAAUGCUGGAUUUCCGUGUCCAAUCAUGCAAAGCCCUUCUGAUCACUUCUUACGCGCAAUAAAUACGGAUUUUGACAGGAUAAUUGCAAUGUGCAAAAAUUGGCAGGAUGAUCACGGGGAUUUCUCAUCGGUCAACAUGGAUACAGCUGUUGCAAUACGCACUCUUGAAGCAACCUAUAAAUCGUCAGCAGAUGCUGCAGCAGUUGAAACUAUGAUACUGAGACUCACAGAAAAGGAAGGUCCUCUUUUGAAAAGCAAGGGAAAGGCUGGCAGUGCUACACGUGUUGCAGUUUUGACUUGGCGAUCAUUAUUAAUUAUGUCAAGAGAGUGGAAAUACUACUGGCUUCGCCUUGUUCUUUUUAUGCUUCUCACACUCUGCAUUGGCACAGUAUUUUCCGGCUUGGAGCAUUCUUUGUCUUCGGUUGUGACAAGAGUUGCAGCAGUGUUUGUAUUUGUAUCAUUCACUUCGCUUCUCAGCAUUGCUGGAGUACCUGCACUUACGAGAGAAAUCAAGAUAUACGCGAGUGAAGAAUCGAAUCAGCAUUCAGGAGCAUUAGUCUUUUUACUGGGGCAACUUCUUUCUAGCAUCCCAUUCUUGUUUCUCAUCUCCAUUUCAUCAAGUCUUGUCUUCUAUUUCCUUAUUGGGUUGACAGAUGAGUUCAGCUUGUUGAUGUACCUCGUUUUGAAUUUCUUUGUCUGCCUCUUGGUAAAUGAAGGACUAAUGCUGGUUGUUACUUCUCUAUGGCAAGAUAUAUUUUGGAGUGUCUUGACAUUGGUUUCCAUACAUGUGGUAAUGAUGCUCUCUGCUGGUUAUUUUAGGAUUCGAAAUGCUUUGCCUGGCCCAGUGUGGACGUAUCCUGUAUCCUAUAUUGCUUUCCACACUUACUCCAUCCAAGGACUCUUGGAGAAUGAGUAUCUAGGGACUUCCUUUGCAGUUGGACAGGUAAGGACAAUAUCCGGAUAUCAGGCUCUCCGUAGUGCGUAUGACAUCUCUUCCGACAUUAACUCAAAGUGGAAGAACUUGUUGAUUUUGUUUGUUAUGGCAAUCGGGUAUCGUAUUCUGGUGUUUGUUGUGCUACGAUUCCGUUUUGUGAAAAAUGGACCUGUAGGUAAAUUUUGUCGGUGCAAUCAGAAUAGUGACAAUGCAGUAUGAUACGUAAAGAAUGCAGUAUGAUACGUAAAGAGUUGUACUGUCAUUUUUGUUCCUACACAAAACUGUAUAAAAUGCAUUUUCUUUUGUUCUACUUUUGCAACAUAAUUUAGAGACCCCUUUUGUUCUUCUAA
This is a messenger RNA of Tripterygium wilfordii, 2456 nucleotides long. RefSeq names its product ABC transporter G family member 3. Gene Ontology annotation, molecular function: ATP binding; ABC-type transporter activity; ATP hydrolysis activity. The transcript is spliced from 12 exons. The record is from RefSeq and is a predicted model, not a curated record. The coding region runs from base 151 to 2325 and encodes 724 amino acids. NCBI's taxonomy places the organism in Eukaryota, Viridiplantae, Streptophyta, Magnoliopsida, Celastrales, Celastraceae. Gene Ontology annotation, cellular component: membrane.